AGUGGUUUUCGUCCUUUUGGAGAGGCAGCCUUCCUGCUUGAACGUGUGGCCCGCAGUAGACUCGCUGUUGCAGUCAAGCCGACGACGACGCCCUUGUUUUCAGACAGUGCACCUCCUCUAGAGUUCUGCGGAAUUUGUUGGGCGGCGGUUUGGCCGGGGCGCGAUGGCUGGCAUCUCGACGAUCACGUCGGCAUCCGCUUGCACCGCCGUCGGUAUCAUCAUCAACUUCUUCUUGUCCUCCGUGUGCUGCUGCUACUACCUCGCCGCAGCUCCAGUGGCCGCCUUGUCCUUCAACUACGACAGCUUCGGCCCUGAAGACCUCAAGGACAUCAGGGUGGAAGGCGACGCCUACAUCAGCAGCGGGUGGAUCGAGGUGACGGCGAACAGGCUGUCCGGCAUCGGCCACAGCACGGGCCGCGCGUCGUACAACGCCCAGCCGAUGCGCCUCUGGGACAAGGACACCGGCGAGGUGGCCAGCUUCACCACGCGCUUCGCCUUCGUCAUCGACCCGCCGGGGGAGCACGGCAUCGACAACAAGGGCACCGGCAUGGCCUUCUUCCUCGCCGCCGCCUACCCGUCGAGCCUGCCGUCCGGCUCCUACGCCUACAACAUCGGGCUCACCAACCAGAGCGCCGACGCCGUGGCCGCCGGCGACGCCCGGUUCGUGGCCGUGGAGUUCGACACCUUCAACGACACCGUCGCGCACGACCCCAACGACACCUACGACCACGUCGGCAUCGACGUCAACUCUAUCAGGUCCGUGGCCACCCAGACCCUGCCCAGCUUCACCCUCAUCGGGAACAUGUCCGCCGAGAUCAGGUACCACAACGUGUCCAGCGUCCUGGAAAUGACGCUGUGGCUGGGCGAUGGAAGGGACACGCCGCCGUCUUACAACAUCAGCCAGAAGGUUGACCUCAAGAGCGCGUUGCCGGAGGACGUCUCUGUUGGCUUCUCUGCCUCGACGUCCACAUCCAUCGAGCUGCACCAGCUGCAUUCUUGGUACUUCAGCUCGUCCUUGGAACCCAAGGCCGCCGCGCCAAUACUACUAGCUCCGCCGCCACCGGCAGCGCAGCAGCGGCCGCCGCCGCCGCCACCAGCACCCAUGGAUGUGUCCGGCUCUGGACGACGUGCUGGAGUGAUAGCAGGAGCCAGCGUCGGCGCUGCACUGCUGCUUGUGCUUCUCGUUGCUGUUGCUUUGGCGGCUCUACUACUCCAACGACGACGACGACGGAGGGAGCAGGCACAAGAGUUGGAGGAUAUAUUCGGCGGCUCGGAUGACGACGAGCCGAUCAUGGAGAUUGAAUUGGGGACGGGGCCGAGGCGCUUCCCGUACCACGAGCUCGCUGCUGCGACCAAGGGUUUCGCGCCGGAGGAGAAGCUCGGGCAAGGUGGCUUCGGCUCCGUGUACCGAGGACACCUGGGUGAUCAGAACGGCAGCGGCAUCGCUGCCGUGGCCAUCAAGAGAUUCGCCAAAGGAUCCUCCACGCAGGGGAGGAAGGAGUACAAGUCGGAGAUCAAGGUGAUAAGCAGGCUCCGCCACCGGAACCUCGUGCAGCUCGUCGGCUGGUGCCAUGGCCGGGACGAGCUGCUGCUCGUCUACGAGCUGGUGCCCAACCGCAGCCUCGACGUCCAUCUCCACGGCAACGGCACCUUCUUGACAUGGCCGAUGAGGAUCAAGAUUGUUCUUGGGCUUGGCUCCGCGCUGCUCUACCUCCACGAGGAGUGGGAGCAGUGCGUCGUGCACCGCGACGUGAAGCCCAGCAACGUCAUGCUCGACGAGACCUUCAACGCCAAGCUGGGCGACUUCGGGCUCGCCAGGUUCAUCGACCACGCCGUCGGGAUGCAGACCAUGACGGCCGUCUCGGGCACGCCAGGCUACGUCGAUCCGGAAUGCUUCAUCACCGGCGCCGCGAGCGCCGAGUCGGACGUCUUCAGCUUCGGCGUCGUCGUGCUGGAGGUCGCCUGCGGGAGGAGGCCGAUGAGCUUGAUGCUGGACGGCCAGAAGCAGAACGCCGUCUUCCGGCUCGUCGAGUGGGUAUGGGACCUGUACGGCAGAGGAGCCGCUCUCGCGGCGGCCGACGAGCGGCUGAAAGGGGAGUACGACGCGGCGGAGGUGGAGCGCGUCGUGGCCGUCGGGCUCUGGUGCGCGCACCCUGACCCACGCGCACGGCCGUCCAUCAGAGUAGCCAUGGCCGCUCUCCAGUCCAAUCACGGCCCGCUGCCGGCGCUGCCUGCCAAGAUGCCCGUGGCGACAUACGCGGUGCCACUUGCGUCGCCGGAGAGCGGGGGGCUUUUCUCGUACAACGCUUCCUCGUCAGGGUUGACGUCUUCCAGUUUAACUCAGUCGUCGUCAACGACGGUGACCUCUCAGACAUCCUGCUCCUCCGACACGCCCGCUGCAACCGGUUUCAAGGACUCGUCCUCGCUGCUCAAACAUCAGUGAUGAUACCUUACCAGUUGCUCCGCUCAAUUGACCCUACAGUGACAGAGCUGGAACCGGCCGGAGCCCUUUCCAAAUGCGCUGUUUGUUUCUACUCUCUACUCCAUUUGUAUGCUUUGUCCUAGACCAACCUUUGAUCACCAAUUCUAAGAAGGCCUUGUUUAGUUCCAAAAAAUUUUGCAAAAUAGGUCCUGUAGCACUUUCGUUUGUUUGUGACAAAUAUUAU
Molecule: messenger RNA, 2666 nt
Organism: Sorghum bicolor (sorghum)
Lineage: Eukaryota; Viridiplantae; Streptophyta; Magnoliopsida; Poales; Poaceae
Product: L-type lectin-domain containing receptor kinase IX.1
Exons: 2
Coding region: 164-2443 (759 amino acids)
Biological process (GO): protein phosphorylation
Cellular component (GO): plasma membrane
Molecular function (GO): protein kinase activity; ATP binding; carbohydrate binding
Source: RefSeq, a predicted model, not a curated record